Molecule: messenger RNA, 5713 nt
Organism: Pseudophryne corroboree (corroboree frog)
Lineage: Eukaryota; Metazoa; Chordata; Amphibia; Anura; Myobatrachidae
Gene: PDSS1
Product: decaprenyl diphosphate synthase subunit 1
Exons: 11
Coding region: 97-1341 (414 amino acids)
Biological process (GO): ubiquinone biosynthetic process; isoprenoid biosynthetic process
Cellular component (GO): transferase complex; mitochondrion
Molecular function (GO): prenyltransferase activity
Source: RefSeq, a predicted model, not a curated record
GCGGCCUGGCCGGGGUCGAAUCGGUGCAAGUAGUUACCUUGUAGAAUAGUCAACCCUCGGCUCGGUGCAGUUGGAGGUGGCAGCGGAGCAGGGGCAAUGAUGGCCUGGGGCAGAGGGUGGAGGUUGCGGUGCUGCGGGCAUCAGGCCGCCUCCCUGGCCGGGACUAGGGCUCUGCACACUGGCCUAGGGGUCUGGGCGAGGGCGCUCGGAGGAAGGAGAGCAGCUGCAGGGAAGGUACUUUUCUCUCCGAUACAGUCUGCACUGUUCACCAGUCCGGUGAGGGUCCUUUGGUGCAGGCCACAGUCCAGACUCCUCCACUCAUCGCAUGUGGCGUGCUGCUGCAGUAAGACCAAUACCGAAGCCAAAUACAAAGAUCCAUUUAAACUUGGGAGCAGUGACCUGAAGAAUCUCUAUGAUGAUAUCAAGAAGGAGCUGUUCGUAACCACACAGGAGCUGAAGGAGAUGUGCGAAUAUUAUUUUGAUGGCAGAGGAAAAGCAAUCAGACCAAUGCUGGUUGUCCUAAUGGCACGGGCAUGCAACACCCACUAUAAUAAUUUCCGGGAAGUGCACCCCGCCCAGCGCUCAAUUGCGGUGAUUGCCGAGAUGAUCCACACAGCUAGCCUAAUGCAUGACGAUGUCAUCGAUGGGUCCAGUUCUCGGAGGGGAAAGAAGACUAUCAGUCAGAUAUGGGGUGAAAGAAAGGCUGUCCUCUGUGGAGAUUAUAUACUGUCUGCAGCGUCCGUAGCCGUGGCGAGGAUAGGCAAUGCCGCUGUAAUCUCUGUGUUAGCUCAGGUCAUUGAAGACUUAGUACGUGGUGAAUUUCUCCAGCUUGGCUCCAAAGAGAAUGAAAAUGAAAGAUUUGCUCACUAUCUGGAGAAGACGUUUAAGAAGACAGCAAGUCUCAUAGCCAACAGCUGUAAAGCAGUGUCCAUCUUAGGCUGUCCUGAUCCCAAGGUCCAUGAGAUUGCAUACCAGUAUGGCAAGAAUGUGGGAAUAGCCUUCCAGCUCAUCGACGAUGUGUUAGAUUUUACAGCUUGUGCUGAUCAACUAGGGAAACCAACAGCUGCAGAUCUGCGAUUAGGAUUGGCGACUGGUCCAGUGUUAUUUGCCUGCCAACAGUUCCCAGAAUUGAAUGCUAUGAUCAUGAGGAGGUUCAGCUUACCGGGGGAUGUGGAACAAGCAUGGCAGUACGUUCGUCAGAGUGACGGUGUGCACGAAACUACCUACCUCGCCCAACGUUACUGUAGCGCAGCAAUCCAAGAGAUCAGCAAGCUCCAGCCAUCCCCGGAGAGAGACGCUCUCAUUCAGCUGACUGAGGUCAUGCUUGCAAGGGACAAAUAAGUAACUUCUGGGAACUAUCCGAGCAGCUACCACCAAACAGUGCCUAAUGCAACACUUGUAGAAACACAGCCGGUUUUACUUCCUGUGCGGGCCACCAAAAAUGACUUUUAAGAGAAAAUCUCAAUAUGUUUAUUAUGCCUUUCACCGUUACAGUACUGUAUUAUUUUUUUAUUAUUAUUCAAUUUUAGCAGAGGAAACUAUAUGUUCAGUGCUAGGUUUUGGGGGGUGACUUCAAAGGGUAUAUUUGGCAGUAGGAUAAAAUCAUUUCACUCUUUGAAGCUAGAAUGGAAAUAAGGUUUUUGUGUUUUUUUAUUUUUUAUUUUGUGUUUAUGGCUGUUGAUUAAAAGACAUCUGGCAUUGACACGUUGUAGUACCUCAAAGCCAACAGCAGGUGGUUUGGAAUCUAUAUAGAUCUGUUGCCUUGUGAGAAAAUACAAUUGGGUACACAUCAGUGACGUGCGGUCCUGUCAUACUAAUGGAUACGCUAGAGUUCUGAUUAUAUGAAGUAUUUGAAACAUACAAAGAAUAUAUUUGAGAAAAAAAACUUUGUAUUAUUCUAAUAAUUUUUAUAGCAAAACUCUGGAGCAAAAAAAUCUAUGGCAGGUGUGGCAGUGACGAAAUAUCAUCCAUUGUGUACCCAGGAUUAAGUAACCCUUUCACAAAAGUAUUAGCAUUCUAAAAAGAUAUGGGGGUAGAUGUAUGAAGCAGGUAAAAGAGUGGAGAAGUUGUCCAUGGCAACCAAUCAGCGUUGAGGUAACGUUUAUCAAGUGCAUUCUAUAAAAGUGGAGGUAGCAGCUGAUUGGUUGCCAUGUGCUACGUCUCUACUGGCUCGCUUCUCCACUGAUUCAUAAAGCCCCCACAUUGUAACAACUGGUAAGUUUUCCCCUAGUGUAUCUGAAUGCAUUGUGAUACGGGACACAUCCUUGUAAAACUAGUCAUUUUAUAAAAUAGAAAAAAAGACAGUGUAAUACGUCUCGCCAGCACAGCAGUAUUCCAUCCACUUUAAACAUAAAAGAAUGUAUAAUUGUGUUAGUGUGGGAGACAUUUGCUGUGGGGGUUUGCUCUUUGCAGUCUACUGUACUUGCAGACAUUGUGUUCUCAGUUAUACCCCUUUUAUACUGCCAGCAUAUAACACGGGUUAUUGCACAUGAGCGUACAUAACCCGUGUUGCUGGUUGGUGUGAAAGGGUCGAGUGACCCGGUAUUCCAACUGGAGCAGUUUGCUGGGUUGAACACUGGUUCAACCCAGCAAACUAUGCAGUGUAAAUGGGAGCCGGGGCGCAUUGACCUGGCUUCCCGUUCAGUGAUAUACAGGCGCCACGUCGCUGGCAAUGUCGCCAACCCGGCAAUAUGAUGGGUUGGUGACUGCAGGGGGAAAGGGGGAUGACGCGGCGCCUGGCUGUGACGUGAGUGUAAAAGCUGUAUUACAGUAUAUUCACCCAUUUGAAAGGAGAGAGAGAGGUGUUCAGAUGUGACAGACAAAAGCAAGUUUGGCUGAAAUCCUACCCUGGGAGACCCCAUUCAGCCACAUAUACCCCACUGCUGCUGCUGAACAUACUAGCUAUGGUGAGGUGUCUCAUAUCCACUAUAAUGUGUGGAUGGGGACAGGGCUUACAAACAUUUAGAACUGCCACUUACUGUACUGCAUUCUGCUGAACAUUACAUUCUAAUUGGUGGAGGGGGCUGGGCUAUGGGGCGUGUUGAUAAAAUAACAUAUCACAAUAUGCUGGCUUUGAGAAUGUACUACAACCCUUCAUGUCUUUUCAGCCACGACCAUCAUAACGAUAAUGUACAAUUUUAAAUAACAAAAAGUAUGUGAGCGGAACAGAAAAUAGCGCUUGGUGGAAACAAAGCAGCCCACACGUAUUUAGGUGACUCCCAAUCACCAAAGAAGCUAAUAGAGAACAAUAGAUAUUGAAUACACCUUAGGCGCUACCACCUUCUAAGAGAAAGUCACGUUCUAUUCUUAAUUAAUAGUCCCAAAAUUGAGUCUUGUGUUUCACUCGCAGUAUUCCUCCUUCUAGGUGUAAGUUCUUCUCCAAUUUCGGAGUGCUUCAGAAACUUCCCUUAUAGGAGGAUGUUGUUCAUAAAAAAAGAGAAUAACGUAUAUAGUGUAGUAUUUUGAACACAGACGAAUUUAUUCAGUUAUAAAAUACAUGAAAGUAUUCUUUUUCAAUUAAAAUAUUCUUAUUCGAUUAAAAAUGACAGCUAUACUUUGUACAAGAUGGAACCGUACCGUGUCAAGCUCCCAGCAUGGAGCAAUGAAAAGGGUGAAAUUGGAAGGUUCCGGAAUUCCUCCCUUCACGCAAACCGCUGGCUGCUGGACCUGGCAAGGUUCUCCUGUUUUUCUAAAAUGCAGGUAAAUGGAUCUCUGAAUGCUGCCAACGUGUUUCGAGUUGUCUCUAACUCUUCCUCAGGGCAGAAUGAAUCAUUUUAGAAAAUGGGACUAUUAAUUAAGAAUAGAACGUGACCUUCUCUUAGAAGGUGGUAGCGCCUAAGGCGUAUUCAAUAUCUAUUGUUCUCUACAAUUUUAAAUAGUACAAAACAAGCUUGAUAGAAAAAUAGGUGGUUUCCAAGUGUGUUUUGCCGGUCAUGUUUUGAAGGUACAGCACCAAGCACAUAGUGAGUAAUUACUGGUUUCUAGUUCUGUUCUUCCUGGUGUUCAGAAAGUAAUCAGAUCUUGUGCUGAAUACUUUAUAGCUGCUGGGAAAUCUGUGCGUUCAGCACAAGAUACCAGUCCUCCUGCCAUUAGGGCAGCACUUCAGUAUUCAUCAGGGGCGGAACUGUUUAUUUGUGAAUGCUGGAUGUACAGUCUACUGUCUGUACACUUAGAAUCCUGUGUGAACAGGAGCGAUUUACCUGUGAACUCCUCCUCAAUGUCAUUUGCCCAGGAAGACCAAAUGCAUCUAUACUGCUUUAAUUGUGUUUUAUUACAGGGGGUAGGCAACCUGUGGCACCACUCCUGCCGCUGCUGUUAUGGAAUCAACAUCCCCUAAAAGCAAAACUGGCAUGGCAUGCGGGGAUGUAUAAUGCCACAGGUUGCCUACCCCUGUUCUAUUAAAGAACAUACUGUAUGGAGAGUUUGGUAUACCAGAUGUGAAACUAGAUGAUCUCCCCACCGCUGGAGGAUAAAUGAGUUAGCUGAGAGUAGACAACCCCCACACUGCUUUUAUUUAUGUGAAAUCAUUUUGUAAUAUUUUAGACAUAAUUUAACAUAAGAACCUUCCUUGUCCUCCCAAGGUUUAGCUGCUUAGUUCCAUCACAUUUGCUGGGGAUCUGCUACCUGUACCAUUUAUUUUUUAGCCUUGCUUCAUUUUUCACUCACUAGUUGAGUGGGGUUUACUCAGGGAUACCACCAGCUGUAAUCAGGAUUUACGUAUAAAUAGUGACCUGCAUUUGUAAUGACAAAUAAUGUGAGGUGUGCACAGAGGAAAGCAGCCACUGCCUAGUGUUGGAAAACAGUAAGAGGUGUAGAUAAGUUAAUACCCCAUUCAUAUUAAUGUGCGUGUAGCAGUAAUUUAUGGAUUUCCGUUCCAUCCAUUAUAGCAGUAGUUCCCAAAAGUGGUCUCCAAGGCGUCCCAACAGACCAUAAGCCAGAUCUAAUGCCAUCAGAGUUGUCAGGAGUAUGGCCAUCAACCUGAAUUUGUUUGGGUUGGUUGUUUUUUUUUUUUUAAAGCGGCAAUCUUUGACAAGACAUGGAUUUGCCUUGUAAAGGAUUGCCGCUUUAAAAAAAAAAAAAAAAAAAAACCAUUCAACUGACAAACUGCACCUCCAGCCAACUAGGAUGGGAUUACAUCCGACCCAAUGUUUUAAAGAUAUCUAGACUUGACACAGGUGACUUAAUUGGUGCCUCAGUUUGACUAUACCAUAUGUGCACAAGCAUGGAUAUCUGAAUUAUAGGAGUCAGAGAGGUAUAUUUAUUUCCGUUCUAAAUUGAGAAGUAGGGCUGUGUUACCCAUAGACACCAAUCAUUUUCUAGAAUGCAAUAGAGAAAUUAUAAGAAUAGGAUUAGUUGCUAUAGGCAACACUCCAUUUUUAGAUACUUUAUUAAAUCCCCCUUUCCCAAGUCACAAUUCAAUGCUCAGGCUGAGACCAUUUGCAUGUAAUUAGUACAUCUCCCAAACUGUCCUUCAUUAAACUUGCCACUUACGUCAAGUCAGAGCUACAAUUAUGUUGUGCCAGAGUUGCUAUUGUGUAUUUUAUUCUUCUACAAAACCUUGUUUACAUUGGUGAACUGUGUGUGUGCAUAAGGCUAACUUGAAAAUCAAUGCAAUGAAUUUGGCGUGUACUCCAAGCUACAUGUAUGACCUUCUGCAUUGCCAAAACCUGUGCAAACAUUAAAAAGAGACAAAUUAUACAUUUUUAUUAAAAUA